UUGUGAGCAAGUGGGGGCUAGUUAGCCUAGCACACACACCUUUUAAAAUAUGGCGUCGUAUCAACAUGUCUUACAAUAUGCAGACACUCGGUUCCAAUCUCCUGCUAAGGUGUUUGCCAUGCUUAAAUCGAAAGUACAGAGAGAAGAACGAACGACUCGAGCUCGAGAAGAACACGCACCGCAAAUUAAACCAGCGUCGAGAAGACCAGAGAACGUGUGGGAACCUAAUGAAACUUAUCCCAGGUUUGGUGAGGUGGAAGCGUCGACUAUUUCGCCCAUAAAGAGCCCCAAGCAAAGCCUUGGCUAUUCAUACUGGGAUUAUAGUAGACAGUCUGUGGAGGUGCCACAUGCAACCAACACCAGACAUGGAUUCACAUCACCGAGGAGACCUCUUAUGGAGUCCACGGCGGUGUUUCCACCUCGCAUCCGCACAGACCCGCGUUCGACCAGAGACUCCGGUGGGCCCAGAAAGAAACAGAUUGCUGACAAAAACCUCGCGUUCGAUGAAGAUUUCGCUGCCUUUGACGCCUCCGUGUCUCCACCGGCCCAUUGUUCCCCCGUGAAGAAGAAGAUGAGGAAAAGAAAAGUGGAGGAGCUGGAAAUGAACAAAGUUUGCAACAGUGCAAAUGUCACAUCACAAAGCCAGGAUGACAACACGGACACUGCAGGAGGGUAUCCCUUUAGUCCAAAGAAAAACGCAUGCAGACCAGUGCAUGUCCACCGCGAAUUUGCAACAAUGAAAAGGUCCACUGUCUCUUUGGAAAAACUCCUGUCUCCUGCUAAGAUGUUUGUUUACAUGAAAGAGAGGGUCAGCAGAAGAGAGCAGGAGCAGGACUAUGAAGACUGCCAGAAACCAAGUGAACCCCCGGAUGGAGUGGUCCACACUGGCUAUGAAUGCCAUUCCAAUGUGGACAAGAUGGACAAAGACAAUGUUGUAAGAAGGGAGUCGGAUAUUGAGAGUACAGUCACCCAAGCCGGACUGGAGUCUGCCGCCGGCCAGUCAGACACACGUCAUCCCGAGGAGGCCUCUUCCUCUGCUGUACUGUCAGGACAUAAUUUGCUUGAAGAUUCCAUCUUCCUCAACCCGCCCUCCAUCUCCAUUCCCAAGAAACACAACUUCAUGUUCAAGAACAAGCAAUGGCCAAACUUUGCAGCAGUAGCCUCUGAGAGUACUAUUCAUCUUAAAAAGUGGUUCCUGAGGAAGAAUCGUAAUGGCCUGUUUGUACAAGGAAUCCACAUGGAAGACGGGACACCGUGGAACAGUAACAUUAUUGCAGAGAGAGUUUCCAGCACUGUGCUGAAGACGAUAUCUGGCAAUGUUUACAUCUUGGUGGGCAAGAUGAUGCUGGAUGCAGAUUCCGACUUGCCCCGCUGGCUUUUAAGGAUAUUUGCAAAGGGAUUCCCAGCAAAUUGGAAAGAACUUUUUGAGAAAUGUUUGUCAGAAUUAAAAGACUGGAGGGGAAAAGUGAACACUGAAAAGAGAAGCAAAAUUACCAGGACAACAGAGACGUCUGCUCUCCAAGCUAGAAAAAAAAGAGAUCAGCAAAAUGCUGUCAGGACCAGUAAAUACAAGACAAGAAAUCCCAAGGCGGGCGAUAGUACUUACUCCACAAAAGUGACUCGGAGUGGUCGGCUGGUCAAGCCACCCCUGGAUUACUGGAGAGGAGGCAGGGUCUUUGUGGAUGCAGACCUGAAUGUUACUAUCUUUGAAUGUUACAAAACCUCUGCUCCCUACCCAGAUGUUGCUCCAGUAGUGUCUAUGAAGAGGUUUCGGGAAACUGCCCAGGCUUUUCUGCUCAACGACAAAGGUCAUAAACGGCAUGAGUCCACAAGAGAUCCACUGACAGAAGUAAAGAUGCCACACUGCAAACAUAAUCAAGUUGAAGUUAAACCUGAGGAGAAUCCCUCUCUUUCAACCAGAGCAGCAGUGAGGAGGCAAAGCCAUCACACCACCAGCUCUGAUGAAAAGUCAAGCAAUGAAAAGGCGCUGCUUUCAAGUAAAGCCAAAAAGCUGACCCCACAUGGGUCCAAAGCUAAGAUGGGCAACUCUUCUCCAUUGAAGAAGUUAGGAAGAAAACGCACUCCGCCUCAGUUUCCCGCUGUUAAUGAAAAAUUAUCAGAGUCUGAAAAGGAGCGGGAGGAAGAGGAGCAGCAGCAGGAGGAGGAAAGGCAAAUCAAUCACAUUACUAACUCUGAUGAACAGGUGUCCAAUGAGAACAAGAUGCCAUCUCAAAGUAAUCCCAAAAAGCUCCCUGAACGGGAGUCCAAAAAGAAGGUGCUCAACGCGCCUCCAUUAAAGAACUUGGGGAGAAAACGCACUUAUCCUCAGAUUUCUGCUGUUGAUGACAAUUUAUCAGAGUCUAACUUACGUAAAGAGACGGGGGAGAAGAAGGAGGGGCUUUCUACAAAGAGCAAAGGGAAACGGGGCAAAAAUAGGCCCACGCAGCAACGCAGGAAGACUCAAACCAAGAGCCUCAAACCAUUGUCGCCUGUAAAGGCUUCGACAAAGUUGAAGCAAUCUAAAAAGAAAUCUAGUAGAGGACACACCGUGUCUCCUCAAGGCAAAGAUGAAGGCGAGUGGACGAAGGAUGAGCUGGCAAAACUACAAAAGGCUGCGUCCAGUUAUCCUUUGCACGUGCCAUCCUACUGGACAAAGGUGGCAAUGAUGGUUGGCACGCGCUCUGCAGAGGAGUGCCACAACAAGGAUUUGGCCUUGCAAGACAUCCAGACCCCUGUGAAGAGCGCCCGGGGAAAAGAAAAGAAAAAGGAGGAUGCACCAAAAGCCACAAACCAACCACUCAUAUCUGCAGGCAUUGGAACCUUCAAGAGAAAACAGCAGGUGCGUCAGUUCCUGGAGGCAAUGCCCAAAGAGAACGUCAACGAUGCCUUCAGUGUGGCACACAAUAAUCGCUUUGAGAUGCCGUCCAUCUGGUCGGAUGGAGAAGAGGACUUGACAAUGGACAACCUGGAGCCCCUGACACCUGAGUCACUACAUUUCCCUCGAGUGAAGACUCCUCGGUGUCUACUUGCCACUCCUGGAAUGGUUUAUUCACCAAACAGUUCAAAGAAUGAGGACCUGUAUGUCUUUCAACUCCAGAAAAUGAAGAAACAAAAUCAGGUCAACGGCCGCAAACAAGUUCCAGCGAAGAGCUUCUCGCCCAUACCAGCAGUCAAACAAACAACGGGAACAUUUGAAAUCCCAGGAAACAAUUCCUUUGAUGUUUUGGAGAAGUUUCCGGAGAAAGCUGCUUCAUUUUCUGACAGUGGGGAAGAAGAGGAUUUUUACUUUUCUGACAAUGACUGACAAGUUCUUCGUCUUAUGUUAAUUGAAGACUUUCAAUUUUUAUUAGGUUUUAAUGUGAGUGUGAAUGCUUGCCUAUAUGUGCCCUGCGAUUGGCUGGCGACCAGUCCUGGGUGCACCCCGCCUCUCGCCCAAAUUAGCUGGGAUGGGCUCCAGCCCACCCACUGGUGAGUGAGGAAAGGCGGGAUAGAAAAUGGAUGGAUGGCUGAGUUCACAUGUAGAUAGUCUGACAGUUUUGUGUCAAAAGACACAUCUUUGGCUUCUAUUUUAAUAUGUUUGAGUUGGACUUGUUGCUUUCUUACUCGCAAAAAUAAAGAUUGUGUUCCAA
Molecule: messenger RNA, 3629 nt
Organism: Phycodurus eques (leafy seadragon)
Lineage: Eukaryota; Metazoa; Chordata; Actinopteri; Syngnathiformes; Syngnathidae
Product: mis18-binding protein 1-like
Exons: 16
Coding region: 50-3304 (1084 amino acids)
Source: RefSeq, a predicted model, not a curated record